Gryllus bimaculatus (two-spotted cricket) is the source of this 1242-nucleotide messenger RNA. NCBI's taxonomy places the organism in Eukaryota, Metazoa, Arthropoda, Insecta, Orthoptera, Gryllidae. The record is from the annotation of a GenBank genome assembly.
AUGAUUAACACAGGGAAAUUGGCCGGUCAAACCCUCUUCAUUACUGGUGCUAGUCGCGGCAUCGGUAAAGCAAUUGCUUUGAAAGCUGCCAAAGAUGGUGCGAACGUUGUAAUAGCUGCCAAGACUGCCGAUCCUCAUCCGAAAUUACCUGGAACAAUCUACACGGCUGCAAAAGAAAUAGAAGAAGCUGGAGGGAAAGCUCUACCCUGCAUUGUUGAUGUUCGUGAUGAAAAACAAGUUGUCGAUGCUGUGGAAAAUGCAGUUAAGAAGUUCGGUGGGAUUGAUAUUCUUAUUAAUAAUGCCAGUGCUAUUAGUCUCACAGGAACCCUCUUCACAGACAUGAAAAGGUAUGAUCUUAUGCAUAAUAUUAAUACAAGAGGUACAUUUCUUGCCUCUAAAAUAUGUCUUCCGUAUUUGAAAAAAUCCAAGAACCCACAUAUUCUGAACAUUAGUCCGCCUUUGAAUAUGGUACCGCAUUGGUUUAAGGACCAUGUUGCGUACACAAUGGCAAAAUAUGGAAUGUCAAUGUGUGUGCUGGGCAUGGCUGAGGAAUUUAAAAGUGAUGGUAUUGCUGUCAAUGCAUUAUGGCCAAGGACCGCCAUCCACACUGCAGCUAUUGAAAUGUUGUCUGGGCCAGAUUCUGGUAACUUUUCAAGAAAGCCGGAAAUUAUGUCAGAUGCGGCAUAUGUGAUACUUACCAAAGAUUCUAAAACAAUUACAGGUAAAUUCCUUAUUGAUGAACAAAUUUUAAAAGAAGAAGGAAUUACAGAUUUCAAGCAAUAUGCUGUUAACCCAGAGAAUGCUGAUUCUUUGAUGGAUGACUUUUUCCUGGAUACUCCUCCAGAUGUUAUUCUUGCAAGCCAAGCUAAAGAAGGCAAGGCAUCAAGUGCAAGUAGUGGCAGCGGUGAUAUUGAAAAAUUAUUCUCAUCGAUUCAGGGAAGCUUGAGCAACAGCUUAGUUUCUAAAGUAGGAGCUGUUUUCCAGUUCAAUUUGAAAGAUGGUUCUGCAGAAGAACCUUGGUUUAUUGACCUGAAGAAUGGUAGCGGUUCUGCAGGUAAAGGUAAACCUUCUGCAGAUCCUGACGCAACACUUACAAUGGAUCGCCAAUCCUUUUUUGAAAUGUUCUCUGGUAAGUUGAGACCAACUGCUGCAUUUAUGUCAGGAAAACUGAAAAUCAAAGGCAACUUGCAGAAAGCAAUGAAAUUGGAAGGUUUAAUGGGACAACUAAAAUCAAAACUUUGA